Venturia canescens is the source of this 2649-nucleotide messenger RNA. It is a transcript of the gene TTLL12, whose product is annotated as Tubulin tyrosine ligase-like 12. NCBI's taxonomy places the organism in Eukaryota, Metazoa, Arthropoda, Insecta, Hymenoptera, Ichneumonidae. Bases 244 to 2100 code for a protein of 618 amino acids. Gene Ontology annotation, cellular component: cytoplasm. The record is from RefSeq and is a predicted model, not a curated record. The transcript has 2 exons. Gene Ontology annotation, biological process: protein modification process.
AAUUGUCAAUGUUUGGUUUUCUCCCUGGGUUCUCCGUUGGUAUCAUCAGUCAUGCGUAUAUACGUGCAUGUAUAUUCCGGUGAAAACGCAAAACUUAUUUGCAAACAAUGAUUAGUUCAGUGUUCGGUAAAUGCUAGUUUUCUGUAGAUCUAUAGUGUUUCGAUAGAACAUUAAUAAUUUCAUAACCGCUGCGGGUCAUGCUGAAAGCUCUCUCCUGAUACUUUGAGACAAAUUUGGUUCAAUAUGGACGGAACUUCACGCUUUGGCAUAUUCCUACACCACCACCAAAGGCAGUUAGAAUCAUCUGCAGUGCCGAAACAAUAUUGGGAGUCGGUGUACAAAAAGUUGCACAAUCAAAUCUUUGACGCAGGUCUUGUAUUUCAGUUAGCAUUGGUUGACUAUGGCGACGAUGACAGGGGACCAAAAGACCCGGUGUGGAAAUUGUUUGUCAAUGCUGAAAAAGGAUUAUCCAUUGACGAUUCAAAUAAUAUUUUUUUGAUUGAUCAUGCUUGGACUUACGACGCGGCAAGUGCAAGGCAAAAUUUGUUGGAAGUUCCAGGGCUUCUGGAUCGUAUGUGCAUGCUCAUGGGUUCGCAAAAUUCUGAGGAUUUAUCUGAGGAAGAAAAAGUCGAGUUUGUAUUGCAAGAGAUGUGGCGAUACAAUCAAACUUUUGCUUUGAGCAACGGUACUAUCGAGGAAAGAAUGCCGGUGUGGUAUAUAAUGGACGAGGUUGGAUGCGCAAUAAAUCACAGCGCCAAGCCAAACUUUCGGACUGUUCCGUUUCUAUAUCUCAACGACGGAGUGACUUACACUCUUUUGUUCCCUGUGAAAAACGUCAAACACGAGGAACAAGUAACUCGUGAUUUCGUCGAAGGUCAAACUGACGACGUCGAUAAGAGACGUGUUCUCUCAUUGCCCUGGACCGACGACUAUUUAGCGGACUCAAAUUUCGAGCAGUUUGAACCAUCCGAAGAUUAUUUUCUCGCUGGUCACAUUCGCGAAACUUUGCCGAGUUUAAGCGAAUUAGAACGUUCUGAAAGGCCAAUCGAUGCGAAGCUCAAAGUUUAUUCAGAGUAUAGGUUCGUCAACGAAUAUCUGACUCAUCCGAAGUUCGAGAUUGUCGAGGACAUCGAACAAGCUGACAUUUUGUGGCUGAUGAGCCAUUUCAAAGAUUACGAAGAUCUCAGCCUCCGAUCACCGCAUUCCUACGUCAAUCAAUUCCCUUUCGAAAAUGUUCUCACGAUCAAAGAUUUGCUGGCGAUAAUUUGUCGUCGUAAGGCUACCGGCAAGAAAUACGAUCCGGAAACUCUCGACACUUUUCCAUCCUGGCUACCAACGACUUAUAAUCUGAGCACAGAAAUUUGUCAAUUCGUAGCCUAUUUCAAAGAACGGGAAAGGCUCGGUCUCGACAAUCACUGGAUCUGCAAGCCUUGGAAUUUGGCGAGAGGCUUGGAUACUCAUAUAACCAAAAACUUGAAUCAUAUUCUCCGUUUGCCAUCGACUGGACCGAAAAUAGCACAAAAAUACAUCGAAUCUCCGGUUUUGUACACGAGGCCAGAAAUCGGUCGAGUCAAGUUCGACAUAAGAUACGUCGUUCUCCUCAAAUCCGUCAAACCUUUGGUAGCCUAUGCUUAUUCUAAUUUUUUCCUUAGAUUCGCCAACAAGGAAUUUGCUCUAAACCAUUUGGACGUUUACGAGCAACAUUUCACGGUGAUGAAUUAUUCCGAAAGUGCGCAACUCUCUCACGUCAAAUGUCACGAUUUUAUAGUUCAAUGGAACAAAAUGUACCCAGAUUUCGACUGGAGCCGGAACGUUCAGCCUAAAAUAUUGAAAGUGUUGAGACAAGUUUUGGAGGCCGCUUCUCAGACCGAGCCGCCCAAAGGUAUUGCUCACAAUCCGCAGAGCAGAGCCGUCUAUGCGGCUGAUUUGAUGCUCGAAUGGAAAAACGGACAAAUUCAACCGGUCAUUUUGGAAGUCAAUUUUUCACCCGAUAACAAAAGAGCUUGCGAGUACUAUUCAGAAUUUUAUAACGAUAUAUUUAAAUGCCUCUUUCUUGACGAAGCGGAUCCUCGUGUUUUCCAUCCUCUCUUGAGCGAAUAAUCCAUCGUUAUUUUUUUAUUCCAAAAAUCUAUGGAAUGAUGGAUUUUUGUCGGGCAUAUGGGAGCCCUCAAAGUCGCAGGAUUUUUAUUUUCCUCAUGCUGAAGCGAGGAUUGAAGGCGAAAUCAUUGAUUUUUCGUCACUUCGAUUUGCAGACUUUUUACACGAUUCUGUGAGCAUUACAAUAGAAAACUGCAGUGUCUUUUUUUUUGAUAAUUGGUAUCGACCCAUUAGCAGAGCAUUUUGCUCGUUCGCGAAAAUUGGCAUCAAUGAUUUCACUCACCAGUUCUGUGCAUAGAAAUGAUUAUUUUUUGCUCAUUCAGUACUAAUUAACAGUACUAAUAGAAAUUCGUGCACAAAUACUUAUGACCGGGAAUCGAGUUUGGCGGUACAAUUUUUAAUGUUAUAGUUUUUGGACGAUGAAAAGUUUUAUUCUAGUUGGAAAAAAGCUUUGGAGGUUUAUCGAGGUUUGGGGCAGUUGGUUGUUGAAACCAAAGAAACAUUGAAACAUUGUAAAAUGUGUGUAGAAAAAUAAAAGCAACGCCAACCAUA